GAAGCAGGCUCUUGUUAUGUUUGAAACUGAAGAGCAGGCCACUGAAGCACUAGUGUGCAAACACGCGAGCUCACUUGCUGGGUCAAUAAUCCGUAUUUCCUUCUCCCAGCUACAAUCAAUUAGAGAAACCUCAUAGAAGGAAAUGAUUACAACUUGACAAUUUCUUCAUUUUACUCCGGAUGAACUCUAGAGAAAAGGUGGCCCAAGACUUCCAACUCUGUUGCGUGAAGAUUAUUAGGAAAUCAAAUGUGAAAGUAGAUAGAUCACAGAUGGAUUCAACACUGACCCGAAUAUCGGCUUCAGCUGCUCCCUUUUCUGUUAACAAUUUUCAAAAGCUUCAUGUUCUAUCUUCUUCUUCUUCAACAAGGAUUUCUGCUAAGCGAUUGUUCUGUUCCGAUCCUAAGCUGGAAAUUACCAGUACACAACGUCCCCAAUACGACGCCGUUCUCGACGAGUACGCUUUCGAGGCCCAGAGAUUACGACUCGAUUCCAAGGCAAGAGAAGCCAUGGCCGAGACUUCUAAGAGAGAGAUGGAGGCGGAUACAGAGGAUGAUCCCAAAGCUUGGAAAUGGGUCAUCCGCAAGAGAAUUUGGGAUUUUAUGGAGGCACGUAACUUUGCCCAGAACCCGCGACCUGUUCAUCAUCGUAUCCCCAAUUUUGUUGGCGCCUCAGCUGCUGCUAAGAAUUUGGCUGGGUUAGAGGUGUUCCAGAAUGCGGAUUGUGUGAAGGUAAACCCUGAUUCUCCUCAAAAGCAAGUCAGGUUUCUCACUCUCUCUGGUGGAAAGAAGCUGUUGACUCCUCAACCCCGUUUGAGGACAGGGUUUUUCUCUGUUCUUGAAUCCAAUAUGUUGCCCCCUAAUGCCAUUAAUGAGGCAUGCACCUCUGUGGGGGUUGCCAAGUAUGGAAGGCCAAUUGGAUUGGAUGAAAAGAUCAAAGUGGAUGUAAUUGUCAUUGGUUCAGUUGCUGUUGAUCCAAACACAGGUGCUCGUCUUGGCAAAGGAGAGGGAUUUGCAGAACUUGAAUAUGGGAUGCUGCGGUAUAUGGGUGCCAUUGAUGAUUCGACACCAGUUGUCACUUCUGUGCAUGAUUGCCAAUUGGUAGAUGAUAUUCCGGUCGAGAAAUUGUUGAUCCAUGAUGUUCCUGUUGACAUCAUAUGCACUCCCACUCAAGUCAUAUUCACCAACACAACCAUCCUCAAGCCUCAAGGUAUCUACUGGGAGAAAUUGUCGCCUGAGAAGCUUGGCCAAAUUCGGAUACUAAGAGAGCUGAAGAGCAGAAUUGAAAGGGAGACUGGGCAGAAACUUCCUUGUGGACCAUCUGAGAAACUACCCCCAACGGCACAGCGGAGAAAGAAAUGACUUAUAUGCGCGUUUUAAUGCAAACAAGAAGGAAAAAAUGGAUAGAGAGAGAGUGAAUCUUUAUACAAAGUAAAAGAUGUGUUUGGCAUUUCUUGUCAACCUUUGUACAGAACAAAAGUGGAUAUUUGGCACAUUCUAUGAAUAUGACUGCCUUUAUCCAGAUUCACACUGGAGUACCCAGCACUUUCUUUACUUUAGCAAGUUUAAAAGAUGGAAGACACGUGUAUAGUCAUACUGACUUUAUAUAGUUUCACCUGUAGACUCUGAGAACCUAAAUCUCUACAUAUGUAAGCCUGGCCGAGGAAAAACAAAAGGUGACUUUCUUUGUCACCUUUAAGAUUGUCA
Hevea brasiliensis (rubber tree) is the source of this 1703-nucleotide messenger RNA. RefSeq names its product 5-formyltetrahydrofolate cyclo-ligase-like protein COG0212. Gene Ontology annotation, cellular component: cytoplasm. The transcript is spliced from 8 exons. The record is from RefSeq and is a predicted model, not a curated record. Lineage: Eukaryota; Viridiplantae; Streptophyta; Magnoliopsida; Malpighiales; Euphorbiaceae. Bases 180 to 1358 code for a protein of 392 amino acids.